Messenger RNA from Tremella mesenterica DSM 1558, 2625 nucleotides. RefSeq lists its product as uncharacterized. The coding region runs from base 1 to 2625 and encodes 874 amino acids. The transcript is spliced from 3 exons. NCBI's taxonomy places the organism in Eukaryota, Fungi, Basidiomycota, Tremellomycetes, Tremellales, Tremellaceae. The record is from RefSeq and is a predicted model, not a curated record.
AUGUCCUCCAAUCUGCCCAAUCUACCCUCAGACGUCCUGUCCCACAUCUUCUCACUCAUCUCACCUCCCUUCCUCCCUUUCCCAGUACCUCGAACCUCUCGGCAAAAGUCCCAAUCUCCCCCGGACCCACCACUGCAUCCCCAUCCUCCUCUUGACCCUCUGCCACCGCCUGACCAAACUCCUCUCAAUCAACUCGCAGUGGUAUGUCGCGCUUCUUCCAAAACCCUCGAAAGUGCUCGGCCAUGGUUAUGGGAAAACGUGGAUGUACGCUCUGGUCGAGGUUGGUUAGCUAUAGUCAACGCUUUGACCGAGGAAGUGACGGAUGAUGUUCCCUUACCUUCCAAUCCCAUAGAAGGCAAGUUUCCUGGACUAUCCGGACCUACUUCGACAUACCCAACUCAGGAAGACAUACCCACGCCUGUUUCUCCGGAUAUGGGGCCGGGGCCGGCGGCAGAUGCUCAUGUUCAACCUGAAACAGUUCCAGGAGGUUAUCAACUUUACAGGGCUUUUCCUCCUAGUCAAACGUAUCCCCCUGCAGGAAUUGGAUCUUCGACGGUACCAGGAGUGAGAUUGCAAGAUUGGGAGAUGUAUUCUUCUCCGCCACCUCGCGCAUCCCUGUUGCUUACUCCACCUCGAUCUAGGAAUCCUUCCCCGAAUGUGAUCAGCGAUUCUCAAGUUCUUACGCCUCAGUCACCUUCUACUUCCACCUUCGUCUCUUCUACAAAUGCGACGGCUAUUCCAGCUUUGCGCAACACUAGAUUGAGGGGAAGGUCUAGAUCCCCAAGACGAAAUUUAGGAGUCGGAAGUCCAAGCAUCGACUCGAUCCUUGGUUCAGACCGAUCUCGCUCCACUGGUCACUCAUCCCCCAGCAUUCAUCGACCGUGCACGGGAAGUCUUGACGAGGAUGAAGAAGAGGCAAAAGAUGAGAUUAUGCCUUUACCAUCUACCCCGAAGAUAGGAUCAAAGCUCAGAGCACUGCCGAGAAAUCAAAGUAGAAGAGAGGAAGAAAGCGAGUUGCUUCCUUCUCCUGGACCUUACAUUCGUCAUUUGACUUUUAUCAACUUCCGUACAAUUGGGAGCAGACGAUCACAAGAAGAAGCGGUGAGAGGGAGAUAUGUCACUGCCGGGCGACUGGAGGGUGUCAUCAAGAAUGCUCCAAACCUUGUGUCCCUAUGUAUGACUGAAUAUGUAGAUUCUUCCCUCACUUAUCCAGUCGUCGAAGAACUCUUCUUUCGUGGUUAUCAUUCACCAUCUUCUCAUAGACGUCGCAGUGUUUCGCAAAACAGAUCACUCUCUCGUGUCCGUUCACAUUCGAUUGGUCCUCCACCUUCAAGUACAAGUGAUCAGGUAGAUCCACCUCGACCUGUAUAUGUGCCAUACGAAGAAGAAAAUGAUGUCGAGAAAUGGUGUCGACGAGCGUUAUUCACCCCUCUUCAAGCACUCGAUUUGACCGGUUGUGUUAGCAGGGCGUUCACAGACGCAAUGGGCGAGUUCUACGAUACUUGGCUGGAUGAUCUCGAUGAAGACGAACCGGAACAACAUUCUCGUGACAGGGGUCGAGCUCGGUACAGAAGUGGAUUGGAGAAUAUGAGCGAGACUGAGACGGAAGAUGAAGAACUCUCAAUGUCCAUCAAUCAAUUAUCAACUCAACGUCGAGCUCCUCGUUUCACAUCCUUACAACGACUUUCUCUCCGAGCUUGUACAUCUCUUGACCCUCUAUUGCUCCAUUCACUAGUACUCUGUUUCCCCAAUCUUACCCAUCUUGACCUCUCUAACACUCGUGUUCCCUCUGCUUUACUUUCAAGUCUCACCGACUCGCCUCCCAAGGGAAUGAAAUUGAUAUCGUUAUCCUUGGCGAGAUGUCCACGACUUGACCCAUAUCUCAUCGUCCAAAUGAUCGUACGUUCGCCCGCUAUGACAGAUCUGGUCGAUUUGAAUCUCUUCGUCAACCCUACACAAGGUAAUGCUAUCAGUUCUGAAGAUCUCACGAUACUUCUCUCGCAAAGCCCUUGUUUCACUUCCGGUAAACUACGUUACCUCGAUCUCUCCUCUUCCUGUUUCACACCUCAUCACUUGACCCCUGAAAUAUUCCCACCGCAACCGUCCUUGGUCAGUCUAGGUCUAUCUCACAUUCCAACUUUACCUCUGAAACCUAUCGCUCAAUUCUUAUUGCAACAAGCGAGAAACGUAGAAAUACUUUCGUUGACUGGUACCGCGAAUGAAACUUCUUUAGGACCGAUGGCUACACCAUUAAUGAUCACUUUAGAACUUCAUAUGCGACUCAUCAAUCCUUGCACGCAAGUUCCUUUUACCCUUGGGUCGCUCACGGAACCGCUGGACAAGCUGAAGAAGAGAGAAGAGGGAUUGACGAGAUUGAGAGUAAUAGAAUUGAAUCGGAGGGUGGGAAUGGGGGUCGAAGAGAUAGGUAAUACAGAAUGGAAGAUUAUUUGGAGUAAAGGUGGUAGAGGAUGGUAUGUUGACACUUCGGCAGGAUGGGUAGAUUCACUUCGCGAUCAAUUUUCUGCUUCUUUAUCAAAAAUCAACCAGGAUUAUCAAAUGGAUGGCAGAAACACCGAUGUAUCUUCGAAGGAAAAAGGUGGUGGCAUUCAAGAAAGAUGGAGGUGA